Molecule: messenger RNA, 5033 nt
Organism: Gambusia affinis (western mosquitofish)
Lineage: Eukaryota; Metazoa; Chordata; Actinopteri; Cyprinodontiformes; Poeciliidae
Gene: mapk3
Product: mitogen-activated protein kinase 3
Exons: 9
Coding region: 866-2383 (505 amino acids)
Biological process (GO): protein phosphorylation; intracellular signal transduction
Cellular component (GO): cytoplasm; nucleus
Molecular function (GO): MAP kinase activity; ATP binding
Source: RefSeq, a predicted model, not a curated record
CCAUCAGUUAUAGUUCCUGAACCAGCAAAGGAGACACAGACCAUCACUUUGCUACCACGUUUUAUGUGGUUGUCAACAGACAGGGUAAAGUUAUACGUGUCCCAAAGCGUCCAUUAAGAAUGUUAACUUUGGUUACCUACCUUAUAGUACCUAACAUAGAAUUAUUUAUAUUAAAAUAUCUGAUAUCUGAAAAACUAAAUUAAAACCGAGUCCACUUUUCUUUUGUUUCUGACGUAACAAAAUUAGUUACUAAAAAUAUAUAUAUAAGUGAAAUGAUUUAAUCGGAGUUGUUUGGUGCUUUUCAACCGUUUCUCACCCUUAUGAUGCAACACUGUAAACGGAACAAUAAUUUACUUAAGGAUUAAAGUAAUUUGUAAGGGCUUGUUAUAUAAUGAAAACCCUGUAUAGAUUUUUAAGUCAAACGUUCCCUUUCCAAUAUGGCGGACGCACUGACGUAUCGCUUCUACAGCUAAAGCGGCGGCAACUCGCCUACACAUCUACUGCUGGCUGGUGGCUGUCGCUCUAAUGCGCUUGUUCUUCUUUUGCUGCUUUGUUUAGUUGUAAGACUGAUAUUGCCCCGCCCAAACAAUGCAGCCCUGUAAACAUAUCCAGCGCACCUGUACGAUGCCGUAGUUUUGCACGCGCAUUUACGCUCAGUGCUGAUAACUAACCGCGCUCGCGCACCAAAUCCAUUUACGUUGUUGGUUGUAAAGAGGAGAACUACAUCGCCCUCUCUGCUCCAUUCCCUCCGUUCAGCAGAAUCAUCGGAGCUAAGUGACGGAAAGCUGGAAAACCCUGCUGAAGGGAGCGGCAUUUUUUCGGAAGGAAACACCCUCAAGAGAGCGGGAGCGGUUUGUAGAGAAGAAUGGCGGAUUCAUGCGGCGAUAUGCCUGUCAAGGCCGAGAACUCGGAGUGCGCUGAAAUAGUUGUUGAUACAACUGAGCCGUCGAAAGCGAUUAGUACUGGUACUGGUCUCGGCUCUGGCGCUGGUCCUUGCCCCAGCUCUGACCCUGCCCCUGGCUCAGACAUUGGCUCUGACCCCCGUCCUGGACUCGACCCCGACCCUGAAGCUGCACCUAAACCCAUCCCCAUGUCUGUAUCCAAACUGGAGGAGGCAGCGGCCCCUGGUUCUGGCGUUGUCUCCGGUUCUGACUCUUCUCUUGGCGCCGAAUCUGGCUCAACAGAACCCAUGACUUUGUCCGAGUCUGAGGAGGCAGCGGCCGCUGCUCCUAGGACUGAACCUGGUCAUGCUCGCAACCCCGGCCAUGUCCCUGGUUCUGGUCGUGCCACCUGCGCCGACUCUGUCCCCAUGGCUAUCUCUGGACCGGAGGAGGCUGCGCCACCACCUCGGUUACCCAAAACAGACGUGGAGCUGGUGAAGGGACAGGCAUUUGACGUUGGACCCCGCUACACCAACCUGGCUUACAUCGGGGAGGGAGCGUACGGGAUGGUGUGUUCAGCUCAGGACAACUGGACCCAACAGCGGGUGGCCAUCAAGAAAAUCAGCCCGUUUGAGCACCAGACGUACUGCCAGCGCACGCUGCGAGAGAUCAAGAUCCUGCUGCGCUUCCGCCACGAGAACAUCAUCGGGAUCAAUGACAUCAUCAGGGCGCCGCAGUUGGAGAACAUGAGAGACGUCUACAUCGUGCAAACGCUGAUGGAGACGGACUUGUACAAGCUCUUGAAGACCCAGAAGCUGAGCAACGAGCACGUGUGCUACUUCCUUUACCAGAUCCUGAUUGGUUAUUAUUUAAUAGAGCGACACAAGUUAUCUUUUGUUUUUUUGUUCCUUUUUCAGAUUUGCGACUUCGGCCUGGCUCGGAUAGCCGAUCCAGUUCACGACCACACUGGUUUCCUCACAGAGUACGUGGCCACACGUUGGUACAGAGCCCCAGAAAUCAUGCUCAACUCAAAGGGCUACUCAAAGUCUAUCGACAUGUGGUCAGUGGGCUGCAUCCUGGCUGAGAUGUUGUCAAACAAACCCAUCUUUCCUGGGAAACACUACUUGGACCAACUAAACCACAUACUGGGCGUACUUGGCUCCCCGUCUCAAGAAGAUCUGAACUGCAUAAUUAACCUGAAGGCGCGCAACUACCUUCAAUCCCUGCCCCCCAAGACCAGGAUUCCCUGGGACAGACUCUUUCCAAAGGCAGAUCCAAAAGCCUUGGACCUGUUGGGUUGCAUGUUGACCUUUAACCCCAACAAGCGCAUCACUGUUGAAGAUGCCCUGGCUCAUCCCUACCUGGAGCAGUACUACGACCCCACCGACGAGCCCGAAGCGGAGACGCCAUUCGACUUCACAACAGAACUGGACGAUCUUCCCAAGGAGACGCUGAAGGAAAUGAUCUACGACGAAACGGCUCGUUUCCAGACGAUCAGCUGAGGCAAAGUUUUACUGAGUUAUUCCAGCGACGCUUGGAGCCAGAGGACCCUGAACGAUAUGCUAAAUCAAAAGAAAAGUGCAUCCUGAAGAAACCAACAAAUAUAAACAUUAACCUGCUUAUCUUUGCAUUUCCACUGCAAGAUGGAGCUAAGUAUAAAAAUGGGUUACUGUUACUGAGCAGGGUGUACUCUGUUGAAUUCAUGCCGUUUCCGUUUUGUCCAUGUUGGACUCCUCACUCGCCUCAGAUCUAAUUUUUUUUCCACCCCUUGUUUUUAAGCCUAUUUUUACCGCUCCGGCUUGUCUAGCACCUUCUGCGGUAACUCCUCUCCUCACCAACGCGUAUAAACCAUCCUACUGUAUUAACCAGCUCCGUGACGCUCCUGAUCUAUGAGAACGAGUUACAGCUUUGAAUAUUUGAGGGCUUAAAGAACCGGGACGGGGACGCUAACCGGGUGUGUGCAUGUACGUACAGAACAUAAUGGAUUUUCUAGUUGUUGUUUUUUUUUUAAAUGUGGUUCUCAGUUUUUAUUUGUAAAGGUGUAUAUUUGAGUCUUUUUUUUUUUUUUUUUAGUUGUUUUGUGUGCUUUUGAUUUUUUUUUUUUUGUUAGUGUUUUUUAAACAAUUGAUAUCUUUAGUGGCAUGUUGUCAGGAUUUCUUUACCGGUUCUCCUUUUUCUGUAUGAAAACCCAGCUGAAUGCAUGCAUUCCUGAAAUUGAGCAAAGGUGCAAUGAGAUCCCAGGGGGACAAAACUGAUGCACAACUCACCCCAAGGCCAAGCACACUGAAGACUCCCACAUGGUUUAGCAACAUGACACAUAUUGAUGACACUGACAUAAAGAUGAGGGGAAAAAAUGCCCACAGGCUCAUUAAAAUAUUGCAGCUGUGAUACCAAAGUCCUUUUAUUUCCUAUUUUCCCUCCAGAACUUGUGGGUUUCUCUCUGUUGAGUAUUUCUUGUUUUGUUGUUGCUCUGCUCUCUAAUCUACACCCGAAUCAUCAGCAAGGACUGACAUGCAUGACUUCUUUUUCCCUGUAUCACAUUUACAUUCCCAUCACAAAAUGGUCACCAAUGACAUUCCAUCAUGUAAAAAAAAAAAAUCCUGCCUGUGUUUGCUUCAGAUUAUUUAUUUGUUUAUUUAAUGAGGGUGUUUUUUUGUUGUUGUUGUUGCCUCUGUCAGUCUUGGUCCUUGUACCUCAAAAAUUGAGAGAGGCAAUGUCCUUUCCCACGAUUCGUGCCGCCAUGCGUUCUUCCACAACAGUCUGCGGUGAAAUUUACUUGGCUGUUGGUGUUACAAGUGACGGUUAUGACUUUUCAUGCUCUUACAUGCCAAACUUAUUGCUAAAGGCCAAGAAAGUUAUUGCUUUUUUUUUCCUUUUAAUAAAAAAAAAAAAUCUAUGUACAUUGCUCUGUAGGCUUUUGCUACAUAUGAGUUGGCCUCUGUUGCUGCAUUUGCGUUGUUCUGCCUAACAGGGAGGGUUUAUUUCUUGUUCCUGUAACUUCCUCCGUUCAGCUCUGCUCGUGCUCCGUGUUGGUUUGGACCGCCUGCUGCUCUGUGGAGCGCUUUUCGAUUGUAUUUCGUUGUUGUUUUUGUUUGUGCUGGGACUAGUAAGAGAAAAUGAUCUGCUCUGGGUCACUGGCAACUGGCUUGUGAUGCUAAUCUUCCUGCCCUCAUCUUAACAUUUCUACAUCUCUGAUUCGUGUCGCUGUUCCCUCAGAAGCCAUAACCAGCUCUUUUUCUUUUUCUUCUUCGUUUUCCUCCAAAUCUUCUCCAUGCUUUACUCAAAGGGCUGCCUCCUCAUCCUCCUCCUCGCCUCUCUGCUCGCUGUCCCCCAUCAAUUCUUCUGGAAGCAGAACACCUGGUCCGAUCCCGACCCAAUCAGCACGCCUGCACUUUGUCUUUCAAGCCAUGCGUCCUUCGUCUCCCCUCCAUUUUUUUGGAGGCUAUUUAAGCUAGCCUCCAUCUUUUGUGUCGUAUUUGUAGAGCUUUUAAGUUCGAGUUGCAGAAACGUACGUCUGUGUAAAGACUGUGUAUUUGCACUGUUAAACCAAGACUCCUUUUUUUUUUUUUGGAUUAUCGCUUACUCCCUGUGCUUUUUAAUCCACCAGAUGUGUUCUUGGUGUUGCACGGAGAGGCCUCUCUUUAAUUAAUAUCAUUUCCUCCCUCUUAACACGUCACCUGACCCAAUAUCUUUUUUGGGAAUAAUGAAAGCGGAGGAAUCCUGACACACUCCUACACACACCCUCUCUGAGGGUUGUGACCCCGUGUGUCGACAUUCACUGUAUCGGCAAGGGCCUGCCUGUCUUAAAGCCUGUUUAAGGAUGUUUUUAAAUCGCUGUUAUUAAGUUUUAUUGGUAGAACGCUUUUUUUUCAUAAAAGGGAGUUCAGAUUUUUGUGUGUGUGUGUGUGUUUUCUCUUAUGGCUAUUAUUAAUAUUACUAUAACUAGGAGUGUUUUCAGUCUUUCUGAAGUGUAUACUUUGUCUUUUAUGUUCUCCAACCAGAUCGUAAAAGGAUUUAUUUUGUUUUACAGAGAUUGUCGAGGAUAUGAAUUACUGAGAGUUAUAGUCUGUAUUCUGUGGUAUUAUUAAUUAAAUGAUUAACAAAAACAGAAUUAUAUACAUGGAAUUAAAUAAAAUUUCAACAUGCUGUUAA